Molecule: messenger RNA, 2702 nt
Organism: Pezoporus occidentalis (night parrot)
Lineage: Eukaryota; Metazoa; Chordata; Aves; Psittaciformes; Psittacidae
Gene: GPR142
Product: G protein-coupled receptor 142
Exons: 3
Coding region: 21-1322 (433 amino acids)
Biological process (GO): G protein-coupled receptor signaling pathway
Cellular component (GO): plasma membrane
Molecular function (GO): G protein-coupled receptor activity
Source: RefSeq, a predicted model, not a curated record
GGACCCCAUCCCUGGCUCCCAUGGGAGCAGCGGGGCUCGGGGACGGCACCCGUGUUCUGCUAGCCCAGCCCGUGGCUCUGCCCACGCUGCUCUCCCUCCGCCCCACGUCCCUUGAGCCCCGGGAGGCUGUGCCAUGUGCCCACGGUGCUGGAGGGGAGCAGGACACCGACGGGGACACAGCCACCGGUGAGGACACAGACACCAGCGGGGACACCGGCAGGACGGGGACACCGGUGCCUCCCCGGGCCCAGGGAAGGUGGCAUCGCACACCGGGACGGUGCCACAGGGGCCACCAAGCCGGUCCAUGGUGGAAGGCGAUGUUCUCAGUGCCCAACAGCACAGCGGAGGUGUGGACCAGUGAGGCAGCAUGGCUGGAGCUGGAGCGGUCACCCUGCAUGGUCGGCAUCAUCCCCAUCGUGUAUUACAGUGUCCUGCUGGGGCUGGGGCUGCCAGUGAACCUCCUGACUGCCGUGGCCAUGUUCCGCCUGGCCACAAGGACCAAGAAGUCAUCGUACUGGUACCUGCUGGCCCUGACCACCUCCGACAUCCUCACCCAGGUCUUCAUUAUCUUUAUGGGCUUCAUCCUGCAGACAGCCAUCCUGGCGCGGGCUGUGCCCAGCGCCUUCAUCCACACCAUCAAUGUCCUGGAGUUCACGGCCAACCACGCUUCCACGUGGAUCACAGUCCUGCUCUCCGUGGACCGCUACGUGGCCCUCUGCCACCCGCUGCGGUACCGCACCCUCUCCUACCCACAGCGCACCCGCAAGAUCAUCGCAGCCGUGUUCGCCGUGGCCCUGGCCACGGGCAUCCCCUUCUACUGGUGGUUGGACAUGUGGCGCGACGCCGACCCCCCCACCGCCCUGGAUAUGGUGCUCAAGUGGGUGCACUGCAUCACCGUCUACUUCUUGCCCUCUAGCAUCUUCCUGGCCACCAACCCCAUCAUCAUCUGCAAGCUGAAGCAGCGGAGGCGCUCGGGGGGCGGCCGGCCCUACGUGAGUAAGACCACAGCCCUCCUCCUGGCUGAAACCACCGUGUUCACCGUGCUCUGGGCUCCCCGCACCAUCGUCAUGAUCUGCCACCUCUACGUGGCCUCGGUCAAGCGGGACUGGCGCGUGCACUUGGCCUUGGACAUCGCCAACAUGGUGGCCAUGCUCAACACCACCCUCAACUUCUUCCUCUACUCCUUGGUGAGCCAGACCUUCCGCCGCACGGUGGCCGAGGUGCUCCGGGCCCACGUCCGCCACGGCCCCCGGCACGCCAGCACCCGCUUCCCACAUCCAGCCCUGAAAGUGCUGCAGCCGGGCGCUGGCACUGCCCUCUGAGCCGUGCAUCACUCCAGGACCUGGUGAGACCCUGCCCCAGGGACGCUGCCCCUUGUCCCCCAUCCCAGGGAACCCAGCGGGCACGGCUGCCCCAUGGCAAGGGGUGAUGGGUGCAGAUGAGCUGCUUCAGCCCUGGUGAGGAUGCGGUGCCGGUGGCAUGGUCCUUCCUCCAUAAACUGCUGUGCUGAGACCAAAGCUCUGCCUAUGUCUGGCUCCCUGUGAGCAGCCCGAUGGGGUCCCUCUGCAUCAGCACCCCCAGGCACAGGGUCCCAGCCCACCCCAUUGCUCCGGAGCAUCCAUAGGGUGUUGACCGCACCAUUCCCAACUGCAGGACCUGGCACACAGUAAGACCCCAGCUCCAGGGGCUGCAAGGCUGAAGCCCCCGGGUGCACCCAGCACAGGGGUGCAGCAUCUCCCACCGAGGUGGCUCAGGGUGCUGCCCUGCACCGAGCGCACCCAGCACCAGUGCUGCCCUCCCAUUUACACCAGUGCCAAGCUGGCUGCGGUGCUGUGCGAGCGGCUGUGCCAGCCCGUCCCCAGCUGCCACCAGAGGGCAGGGAUGGGUCGCCCUGCGGAGCUGGCACCCCGCAGACCCCAGCCCUCAUCAUAAUCCCCCCCCUUUCGAGCCCCAUUCGAGCCUUUCCGGUGGAAUUCCCAAGAGACCGGGCAGGACAGCAUCCGGGGGGGCUGCUCCGGAGGACUGGGGCCCAAGCAGGGCAUGAAGACCCCGCUGCUCUCCCCACUGAGCCCUGGCUGUGCCUGGCAUUGGGGUGGGAUGGGGUGCAGCAUUUGCCCCCAGUGUGAAUGUGGGAUGAGCCACAGCUUAACUAUGGGGCUGACCCACAGCAGCACCCAGCACCCGCCAUGCACCCAGAUCCCCGCAGCCGGAUGGUUGCCUUGCAGGGGCAGACCCCACCGGUGAUGCUGCUUUGUACCAGUCAGGAUGCGUGCUCCCGGUGACAGGGUUAAAGCCAGACCUGGCGGCGCGGGUGGUACCUGGGAGGUGCUCGCUCCAUUAGUUCUGGCACUUGAGGAGAGCAGGCUCGAGAAGGGAUUAGUUAUUAACCCGGGCAGCGCCUCCCACCCGCCGGACUCCCCUCGCGGGGGCUUCCAGGGCUGGAUCCCCCCCCGGAGCCCUUCCCCGGGGCUGGAGGGGCCACCUCGGCCGGCAAAGGCAGCGCUUGGCAGGAGCCCCAGCCCCGCUCGCGGCCGCCACCGGCCCCCCCUCGCCAACCGGUGCUUAUUUACUUGGAGAGGGAGGUGGAAAUGUGCUGACCGCGUCCGCCGAGGGGCUCCGGGCUGGACGCAACCGGCUCGGCUGGAAACCAGCUCCUCAGCCUUGCUGUGAGGGGCACAGAGGCGAUCAGAGCCCCAGCGGAC